Messenger RNA from Manis pentadactyla (Chinese pangolin), 1052 nucleotides. Its product is annotated as olfactory receptor 8D1-like. The transcript has a single exon. Gene Ontology annotation, molecular function: olfactory receptor activity; G protein-coupled receptor activity; odorant binding. Gene Ontology annotation, cellular component: membrane. Gene Ontology annotation, biological process: G protein-coupled receptor signaling pathway; sensory perception of smell. The record is from RefSeq and is a predicted model, not a curated record. The coding region runs from base 4 to 930 and encodes 308 amino acids. Lineage: Eukaryota; Metazoa; Chordata; Mammalia; Pholidota; Manidae.
AGAAUGGCAGCAGGAAAUCAUUCUACAACAACCAAGUUUGUGAUAGUGGGUUUAACACAGCAGCCAGAGUUCCAGCUGCCCCUCUUCCUCCUCUUCCUAGGAAUCUACGCGGUCACGGUGGUGGGCAACCUGGGCAUGAUCACGCUGAUUGGGCUCAGUUCUCACCUGCACACCCCCAUGUACUACCUCCUCAGCAGCUUGUCCUUCAUUGAUUUCUGCUCUUCCUCUGUCAUUACCCCCAAAAUGCUGGUGACCUUCUUGAGAGAGAGGAAUGUGAUCCUUUAUUCUGAGUGCAUGGCACAGCUCUUUCUCUUCGCGGUCUUCGUGGUGGCUGAGGGUUACCUCCUGACUGUGAUGGCAUACGACCGCUACGUUGCUAUCUGCAACCCGCUGCUUUAUAAUGUGAUCAUGUCCUCUCGUGUCUGCUCACUUCUCGUGCUGGUUUCCCUCAUCCUGGGCUUCCUCUCUGCCUCGGCCCACACAAGUGCCAUGAUGAAACUGUCCUUCUGCAAAUCCCGUGUCAUCAACCAUUACUUCUGUGAUGUCCUUCCUCUCCUCAAUCUCUCCUGCUCCAGUACACACCUCAAUGAGCUUCUGCUUUACAUCAUUGCGGGAUGUAACACCUUGGUACCCACCCUAGCUCUCUUCAUUUCCUAUGCCUUCAUCUUCUACAGCAUCCUUGGCAUCCGAUCAUCAGAGGGCCGGUCCAAAGCCUUUGGAACGUGCAGCUCCCACCUCGUGGCUGUGGGGAUCUUCUUUGGGUCUAUCACAUUCAUGUAUUUCAAGCCCCCUUCCAGCGACUCUCUGGACCAGGAGAAGGUGUCCUCGGUGUUCUACACCACGGUCAUCCCCAUGCUGAACCCCUUAAUCUACAGUCUGAGGAACAAGGAUGUGAAAAGAGCACUGAGAAAGGUUUUGGUGAAGAAAUGAGCCUUGCUUUUGGAUAUGUGAAGAUGGGUGAAAUGAAUGGUUCCACUGAAAAUACAUUCCUUCUGUUCAUUUUUCCUUGUCUAUCUGUUGUAAUAUAUACAAUAUCUGGAUUUUAAAAGUAC